AAACAUUUUCACUUUAGUCGUAAUUCAGGUCGCAACAAAGGACGCAGUAUCGCGGUAGUCUGUGCGUUACAUAUAAAAAAGUAACAGAGAGAAGCAGCAAGCAAGAGAAUAAGAGCCAGCUAAAUCUCAAAAUCCAUUGAGCCAUCAAGACGAGAAAUUUUUUUUCCCAUCACAAAAUUUUUCAACCCAGCCAACGACAACCGUAGAUAACAUAUUUUUUGCGCGAUCUAUUACAACCAGAGAGCGAUUUCAUCGUUUUAUUCUGUGAAAUUAAUUCAUUAAUGAAUUUUUGAAGAAAAAAAAGUAAAAAAUUUGAAAGAAAAAUUAUUUUGCUAAAGGACUUUAUUUGCGCGAAUUUAAAAAAAAAAUUAAUAAGUGUUGCUCAGAUACAUUAUUCAAAGACAUUCACUCAACAGAUGUUAGAGAGUUGAUUUUUUUUAAUUCUCCAUUUCAUUUGGUUUUUUUUUUCUUUUAAUUUAAAUAUUCUUCUUGUGUGAAAGAACAGUUGAACGUGAAAGAACACUAAAAAGAAUUUGAAUAACAUUUUUUGGACAAUUAAAAUUACAAAAAAAAAAGAAAUACAUAAAUAUUUUUUCCUGGAUCACUUGGAACUAUCAUAAAUUGUGACGCGAGUGUAAAAGUAUUCCUGCUACACCGAUUUUUCAGCAAUAACAACGUUCAUUUUCCAAAGUGCAAUUUUAAUUUUUGUGUACCGGUUCAACUACACAUACACACAGCGGAAAAUCACCUUGGAGGCAAGAGAUUCGCCACAAUUUGAUAAUAACAACAAUAAAAAAAAGCGGGAGAGAGAUUGGAAAAGAGAUAGAAAUACGACCAAUCCCCAAACAAUUCAUAUAAACAAUUUUAACUUUUAACCGAUACCCAUUGUGGUUUUUAAAUUAAUUUUAUGUUGAGCUAUAAACGAAUUCGAAAAAUAAGCGAGAUGUUUGAUGAUUCUAGUACGCAGAUCAAUAUGAAUUUUAACGAUCAAUUUAACUUUGACGCCGACAUGGAUUGGAAAUAUGAAGCACUGAACUUCCCAGCAUCGGAGUUCAGCAUCGAAUCACAAUUCGAUUUUGGUUUGGAUAUAUUCGACGAACCAUUAUCGCCACAAAGUCAAAUCCGUAAUCAUGACUGCAUGUGGUCCGGACGGUGUACAACACAUCCAAAUGAAUGCUUGAACAGCCGAAACAAUUGCAAUAAGAAUAAAUUGGCGGCCAUACAACAAACAGCAUCGACGUCACAGCAAAAACAACAACAAUCACACAACGCAUCAUUAUUGCAAAAACAACAGAAAAGCAUUCAACAAAAGAACAAACAUAAUAUUCCGGCUGGUCAAUCGUUGCUACGACAAAUAAAACCGAUUGCAAUUCAUGUGCCGAAAAUUACCACCAAUGACUUCCUCAACAAUCGUGAUUUCAUCGCACGUCCAGACACUCCAUUGAGCUUGGAUGAUGAUGUUCCCGAAUUUAAACACAAUAUCGAUUUGGCAGCAUGCACCGUUGGUUCGAAUAGAAUGAGUUUAAUCGAAGAUUCACCAACCGAAAUCAUAAACAUUUUGAAAGAACAUUUGGAAGACACAAGCAGCAAUCGCACACCACAAGUCACCGGUUAUAUACGAGCUGAUGCAGAUGAUUUAGAUGAAAUUAUCAAUGACAUAAAAAGCUUACCCGAUUUUGAAAAUCAAUCCGAAGACGAAGAAAUUACCGAUGAAAGUGAUGCGACCAACGAUAGUUUUAGUGCAAACAACACAAUGGCUUCGAUACCGCCGCAACAAAUACAACCGACCACGAUCAAAAACACAAUCACAGCCUACGAAAUUACACAAAGUAUGCACAGUGACCACAGCUACACAAGAAAUAAAAACCGAGUUGAUGUCAUCGGAUUGGGCGUACAAACACCAUCUGAUUCAGAAGAAGAAAUUGACGUUGUGUCUGUUGGCGAUAAGAAUUUACCAACAAAUCCAUCGGCUCGUGAUCGUCGUGCAUUGCAAAAUAAAAUCACCUCACGUAUGGUUAAAACAACAACAACCGGUUCACAUACGAUAGACCGUCGACGCAUUUCAAAUGGUUCAUCCGAUGAUUCGGCAUAUGCGAGUAAAGGUUCACCGGAAAUUGCAUCGCCAAAUGUUGUUGGUUCACCAAUUCGAUUAGUCGCAUCACGUAAACGUGUUAGUCCACCAACUCCCGUUGCCCAAAUUCCAACCGCAAAACGUUCGAAAGUUUGCAAAAAAGUCACACCAAGCCCAACAAAUGGACGCAAUGCAUCGACGUCCAACGGUGGUGGUAGCGGUGGUAGUGGUGCCAGCAAACGUAAUCAAACAGUUGACAAUGGCGAAGAAUUGGGAACGAUAGAAAAGCGAAAUUUGCACAAUGACAUGGAACGGCAACGUCGUAUCGGUUUGAAAAACCUUUUCGAAAACUUAAAAGACAAAAUUCCAUCAUUAUGCGAAAAAGAGCGUGCACCAAAGGUAAAUAUUUUGCGUGAGGCAACAAUUUUAUGCAGUCGAUUGGCACAUGAAGAUGAAGACUAUGACCACCAAAUACGCCGACGACAUCGAUUACAACAGAGGCUCAAAUAUUUGCGCGAACAAAUGGCUGCUCGCGGUAUGUAUUGAAGAACAUCCGAAUUUUGUAUCAUGUGAGAACCAAAAACAAAAAAACAAAAACUACGACAAGAUACAGAAGAUCGAGACGAACCAAACAUUUAUUUUAUUUAAAUCGAAUAAGAACAUAAUGAUGAAAAAAGAAGAACGAUGGAGAGAAAGAGAUCAAACUCGGAGAGAAGAGAAAAAAUGAUAACAAAUAAAUAAUGCAUUAUUUACAUUUAUGAUCAUCACCAAAACCAUUACCACCAGAAUGGAAAACAAUUCAAACGAACCAGUUUUCGAUGCGAUUGAUUCGAAUUUUUUUUUUUUUAAGAAAUUUUUACCGAAACAAAAAAAAACAACUAAUUUUUUGUUUUGCUUUUAAAACGAUAAUAUACACAAAACAAAAAUUUCUUAUCCACAUUGAACUUUCUCGACGCUGUCACUGCCUCAGUCGAGACUCAGAUGCGAGUGUAAAUAUAUGAUCGAAAUGAAAAAGCAGUAACAACAAUGACGAUUGAAAAUGAACCAUUUUUGAGUCAAAUACUAAUUUGUGCGGAGCACAUUAGGAUAUGAUGUCGUUGUUUUCCAAAAAUAGACCCCAUCAACAAGAAACGGCCAGCCCCGGAGCUGAUUCGAAUAUACAAAACUCAAAUACACGCCCGGUGCGCGCUAAAUGACAUGGAUGCGAGAACAUUUGCAAGAAAUACAACAACAACAACAAGGCAACGAUCGCAAAAUUCAAUGUUUGUACGCUUUUUACUAUUUACUACUUGAUGAUAUAUAUAGAGAAGAAUUAAAUGAAGAAAAAAAAUGUAAAACAAGAAAAUUAGGUGAAUAGCAAUUUAAGAAGUAGAAUAUUACAACAACAAAUUAUAUGCUUUUUUUAAAAGAAAUACUAUAUGAUAUAACAACAACAUUAUUACUAUGCAUAAAACACACACACAUAUAUUAUCACAUAAACAAUUUAUGGACAUUUAAGUAAUAAUAAUUAAUAAUAUCGAGAUAUAUUAAAAAAAGAAUGGCAAAUGUAAAGAUGAUGUGUAACCACAAAUUCGAUAGAUGAAAAAAAACCAUCAAAUCAAGCUAAAACAGACGCGUACACACUGUUGCGCUCACGUUAGCGCACACACACACUUGCUGCCACUGCUUCUUGGUGGUAAAAAAAAGAAUUAUUAUAUUUGAAAAAUAUAUAUCGAUAUUUUGUUAGAAGCUAUUUUUUAAUUGCAGCUUAAUUGAAAAUAUGCAAAAGAAACCUUCAUUAAAAUGAAGAAGCGUAAUGAUUUGAUGAGAGAAGUAGCAAACAGCAACAACAACUCUUGAUUAGAAAUAAUGAUGUAAUUAAAGAGUAUGAAAACAAUUUGAAGAAGUAAAAAAAACACACACACACACAGAUUAGAUAAUUAUGAUAUAAAAUUAUAUUACAAAAUUAAUAUGAAUAUUACUAAUAUGAAAGAAAUGUUUCCUUAACCUCUAUUGAAAAGUGAGCUUUUGCUUUAGAAAUAACAUUGAACGUUUUUUUUAUUUAAAGAAAAAAAAUUAAGCUUAUAUUCUUGAAUGAUGAUAAAAAAAAAACUAAGAUAAAGAGUGUGUUUCAUUAGAGAGUAUAACAAAAUAUUCUAUUAUUAUUACUAUUAUUACACGGUUUUGAAUUUAAACAAGAAUUAAACAAAAAAUCCUAUAAAUGAAUGUAUCUAAAAAAAAAUGAAAAGAGUAAAAACUAGAAACGUAGGUUUAGACACCGAAAAAAUAAUAAUUAAUCUGAUUUUUGAAAGAUUAGUGCGUUUUGCCAGUGCAAAUGAAAUUCUACAUAAAAAAAGAAAACCAUUGUUAUUGCACACUGCCAUUCAUUUCAACCAUCAUGUUGAACAGAGGUAGAGAUAAUCGCAGACAAAAACCAUCAUUGGCAAAAACACACAAAAUUACACAAACAUAAUAUAUUAUAACAACAUUAUUACUCCCCCUAUUAUAUUCUUAAUUUGUUUUUAUUAUAAUAAAUCUUUU
Messenger RNA from Contarinia nasturtii (swede midge), 4591 nucleotides. RefSeq names its product myc protein (gene Myc). Gene Ontology annotation, molecular function: protein dimerization activity; RNA polymerase II cis-regulatory region sequence-specific DNA binding; DNA-binding transcription factor activity, RNA polymerase II-specific. The transcript is spliced from 3 exons. The record is from RefSeq and is a predicted model, not a curated record. Lineage: Eukaryota; Metazoa; Arthropoda; Insecta; Diptera; Cecidomyiidae. Gene Ontology annotation, biological process: regulation of transcription by RNA polymerase II. The coding region runs from base 908 to 2617 and encodes 569 amino acids.